AUGUCUGCAAUCGACGUAGAGGCUCUGCUUGAGGCUACUGCUCCGGCUCCCGCCGCCCCAACCACUUCGGAAGCCCGUGACGACCAGUCGCGCGCGGACCCCGACGAGCGUCCUGAUCGUUCCCGCGAUAGUCGCCGUCGCCGCGACCACAGCCGUGACCGCCUCCCCGAUCGAGACCUGGAAGGCGAUGAUGUCAUGAAGAACGACCCCGCUACUGCUAAUGGAGACCCUAGAAGCCGAAAGAGGAUCGAUGAGCAGCACCGCCCUCGCCGUGACCGUGACGGCUACCGCUCCGGUGACUUCUAUCGUGGUGGAGGACGCCCUCGUUCCCGUUCCCGUUCGCCUUAUGAUGACCGUCAUUACAGGCCCAAUCGCCGCCAGCGCGAGCAAGGAAGACGCUCCCACCGUGACAACGAUGCCCGUCGUGGAUUUGGUGAUACCCGUCGUGGAUCUGGUGCUUCCCGUCGUGGAUCUGAUGCUUCCCGUCGUGGAUCCGAUGCUUCCCGUCGUGGAUCUGAUGCUUCCCGUCGUGGAUCUCUUGAUGACCGCAAGUCUCCCGAGCUUACUGAAGAAGAACGUGACAGACGUACUAUCUUUGUGCAGCAACUUGCUGCUCGUCUGCGAACCCAAGACCUAGUCAAAUUUUUCGAAAAGGCCGGCCCCGUUAAGGACGCUCAAAUCGUCAAGGAUCGUGUUAGCGGACGCUCUAAAGGUGUCGGUUACGUCGAGUUUAAAAGAGAGGAGUCUGUCGAUGUUGCCCUCCGACUCACCGGACAUAUGCUACUAGGAAUUCCCAUCAUUGCCCAACUGACUGAAGCGGAGAAGAACCGCCAAGCUCGAAAUCCCGAGGCUACUGCAGGCAACCAACCCACUGCACCGUAUCACAGACUCUAUGUUGGUAAUGUCCAUUUCAGCAUUACUGAAGAAGAUCUCACGAAUGUCUUCGAACCAUUCGGCGAGCUCGAAUUUGUUCAGUUGCAAAAGGAUGAAACCGGCAGAAGCAAGGGUUUUGCUUUCGUUCAAUUCGCGGAUGACGUACAAGCCCGGAACGCUUUGGAAAAAAUGAACGGAUUUGAACUUGCUGGACGAGCUAUUCGGGUUGGUCUCGGCAAUGAUAAGUCCGCCCCUGACACGCACGCCAAUCGCCCCUCCGGUGAUUCGUCCACCAUUUUCCAGGGAUCCUCGUUCUCCGGCCAGGGAGGCCGUGGCGUUCAAGCCGGAGGUUCCAACAACUUUGACCGUAACAAAGCCGAGAAGGGUGGUGUCGGUGCUAGUGCACUUGAUGACACAGACGUUGCUGGUGUCAACUUCAACAACUACUCUAGGGAUGCGUUGAUGCGGAAACUUGCACGAACUGAUGAGCCCCAGCCUACCGACGAUCGUCAGCAGUUCCUCCGACCCAAGACCGAGACUAAGCCGCUUCCCAUCAAUGUCAACAUGGCUAGCCGCUGUGUUUUGCUUCGCAACGUGUUCGACCCCGCCGAAGAGACCGGCGAAGACUGGGUCAAGGAAAUGGAAGAGGAAGUCCGCGCCGAGUGUGAGCGGAAAUAUGGCCAUGUAGUUCACAUUUCCCUAGAUCUCAAUUCGCCGGGAGAUAUCUACCUGAAGUUCGAUCGCGUUCAAGGUGGCGAGAAUGCUCUCAAGGGCCUCAAUGGCCGAUACUUCGGCGGACGACAGAUCACCGCCCAACCCGUCGUGGAUGCCGUCUACAGCAGUCUUUUCUCCCGGACUAAGGCUAUCUAG
This is a messenger RNA of Penicillium griseofulvum, 1743 nucleotides long. Its product is annotated as putative RNA splicing factor (Pad-1). The transcript is spliced from 4 exons. Gene Ontology annotation, molecular function: RNA binding. Gene Ontology annotation, biological process: mRNA processing. The record is from RefSeq and is a predicted model, not a curated record. NCBI's taxonomy places the organism in Eukaryota, Fungi, Ascomycota, Eurotiomycetes, Eurotiales, Aspergillaceae. Gene Ontology annotation, cellular component: nucleus. The coding region runs from base 1 to 1743 and encodes 580 amino acids.